AUGGUUUGCCUUGAUUCGCUGGUAAAAGAACACAUACCUUUCACCGAGAUUCUGAGCGACGUCCCUCAUGUUCAAAUAUGGUCUGAUGCACCUAUAACGGGUCCUUCAUACGACAUUUGUACACGAGUUAGGUUUGUCCAACGACUUAUAAGACGGGAACUGGAACCGUGGGAAACAGUUGUUGUCGGAGCUAUAUCCGGAGGGUUAACUGCUGUUACUACUACACCAUUCGAUGUCACUGAAACUAGAAUAAUGACUACACCCGUAGCCCGAAACGUAUCGAUGUCAGCUGUAGCCUUUUCUAUACUCCGUGACGAGGGACCCCUCGCCUUGUUCAAAGGAUCCGUACCAAGGUUUUUCUGGAUUGUUCCCUUAGGUGCCAUGAACUUUGCCGGCUACAAGUUGUUGAGGAAGGCCACGCAUUUACGGGUGAAUAUCUGGUUCGAAGCAACAACCGCCGUUGCUGUUGCACCAUCUGCAGAAAUACAGCGUGAAAAUGUUCUUAAAUCUGCUUUUGCUGGGGGUCUGUCACGCGCAUUCUCCUCGGCCGUAAUGCAUCCUGUUGAUACUGUAAAGACUGAGGUGCAAGCAUCAACCACCCUGACAUUCCCAGAUAUUAUGUCAAAGAUUCCGCAAAUCGGAUUACGAGGGUUAUAUAAGGGUUCCAUCCCUGCAACUCUUAGACAGUUUUCAAGCCAUGGAUUGCGGACAGGUAUAUGUGACGUAAGCAAGCUUGUAUUGAUCAAUGUCGCUCCGAACCUCCCCGACAUCCCGGUUGAAUCCAUGGCAUUGUUCUUCAAUACGGUUGUAGGAACAGUGGCUCGUUUACCUUGUGAGGUAUUGAAGCAGUGUUUGCAAGCGCCUCUGUGA
Gossypium arboreum is the source of this 870-nucleotide messenger RNA. RefSeq names its product mitochondrial thiamine pyrophosphate carrier 1. The coding region runs from base 1 to 870 and encodes 289 amino acids. The transcript has 6 exons. Gene Ontology annotation, molecular function: S-adenosyl-L-methionine transmembrane transporter activity. The record is from RefSeq and is a predicted model, not a curated record. Gene Ontology annotation, cellular component: mitochondrial inner membrane. NCBI's taxonomy places the organism in Eukaryota, Viridiplantae, Streptophyta, Magnoliopsida, Malvales, Malvaceae.